AAUUCCAGGCUCUAUAUGUGCGCGCCUCGCACCACGUGACUUCCUUUCUGGUCUAACCUGACAACAUGGACGCCAGCCGCGUGCAGCCGAUCAAGCUUGCGAGAGUCACAAAGGUCCUCGGAAGGACCGGUUCUCAGGGCCAGUGUACACAGGUCCGUGUUGAGUUCAUGGACGACAGCAACCGCUCCAUCAUCAGGAACGUGAAGGGCCCAGUUAGAGAAGGGGAUGUGCUUACACUUCUGGAGUCUGAAAGAGAAGCCAGGAGGCUGCGAUAGUGCAAGAUGAAGCUGGGGUGCCACUGUACGGCUGUGGAGCACCAGAUGCCACCUGCUUCACUCACUGUGGACUACAGCUCAUGUUCAGAUGUGUUGAAAUAAAUUUGGGUAUUCACAUA
Messenger RNA from Girardinichthys multiradiatus, 394 nucleotides. RefSeq names its product ribosomal protein S28 (gene rps28). Gene Ontology annotation, biological process: translation; ribosomal small subunit assembly; maturation of SSU-rRNA. Gene Ontology annotation, cellular component: cytosolic small ribosomal subunit; ribosome. The coding region runs from base 66 to 275 and encodes 69 amino acids. The transcript is spliced from 4 exons. Gene Ontology annotation, molecular function: structural constituent of ribosome. Lineage: Eukaryota; Metazoa; Chordata; Actinopteri; Cyprinodontiformes; Goodeidae. The record is from RefSeq and is a predicted model, not a curated record.